This is a messenger RNA of Nelumbo nucifera (sacred lotus), 1086 nucleotides long. Its product is annotated as osmotin-like protein. The record is from RefSeq and is a predicted model, not a curated record. NCBI's taxonomy places the organism in Eukaryota, Viridiplantae, Streptophyta, Magnoliopsida, Proteales, Nelumbonaceae.
GUCCCCAGUCCCCAGUCCCCAGCCCCCAGCUCAUCGCGUUUCAUAUCCCUCCGCCUUCUAGGCUUCAGGCUUCUACACCCCCCAAUCCACAGACCAGUAGACCACAGCCACGAUGACUCUUCUGUCAUCUUCAGCUUCUGCUUCUCGGUCUUCGUUUCUCCUCUUUGCUCUUUCUCUCGUCCUCCUCCUCCUCCUGUGCCGUUCCACACUGACCCAUGCUACGAGUCCUGGCUUCAUUCUGACAGUGGUCAACAACUGUCCCUUCACCAUUUGGCCUGCCAUCCAGCCAAACGCCGGUCACGUCGUUCUCGAGCGCGGUGGCUUCGCCCUCCAAACCCUAACCCACAGGUCCUUCCCCGCUCCGGCUCACCAUUGGUCCGGUCGCCUGUGGGCUCGGACCGGUUGUACCUACUCCAACGGCCGCUUCUCCUGUGCUACGGGAGACUGCGGUGGCCGCCUCGAGUGUAAUGGCGCCGGUGGGGUCACUCCCGCUACCCUGGCGCAGUUUAGCCUCCACCAUGGCCACAACGAUCAGUCGUCCUACGGUGUCAGCCUGGUGGAUGGGUUUAACCUGCCGAUGACGGUGACCCCGCACGAAGGCAAGGGCGUUUGUCCAGUGGUGGGUUGCAAGGCUAAUCUGCUUGAAACUUGUCCCAAGAGCUUGCAGCUGAGGUGUCCCCCUGGUCACGGGCCUGUGGUGGCGUGCAAGAGCGGGUGUGAGGCGUUUGGAACCGACGAACUGUGCUGCAGGAACCAUUACAACAGUCCGCAGACGUGCAAAGCGUCCAGCUACGCGGAGUUCUUCAAGCACGCCUGCCCAGCCACGGUCACCUACGCGCACGAUAGCCCUUCCCUCAUGCAUCAGUGCUCUUCGCCACGCGAGCUCAAGGUCAUUUUCUGUCACUGAAAUGUGACAAAAAAACCGAGGAGUGGGAAGGGCUUUGGCGAGCCUAGACACUUGCCCCGAUCCUGUCUUUAUUUUCUGUAAAUCUAUCUGCCUUGUGUCCUUCUCGUCUUUGUUGCUUUACUUUUUGCCUUUUGUUAAUGCAACUUUCAUGAUGCAAAUGUUUCUUAUCUUUUUCUUCU